Molecule: messenger RNA, 6514 nt
Organism: Macrosteles quadrilineatus (aster leafhopper)
Lineage: Eukaryota; Metazoa; Arthropoda; Insecta; Hemiptera; Cicadellidae
Product: midasin-like
Exons: 3
Coding region: 166-2853 (895 amino acids)
Source: RefSeq, a predicted model, not a curated record
GUAGUUUGAUUGAAGUUGAUUCGACUCAGUCGUUUGUUCGUAGAGAGGAGAUACUGAAUAAACUAAAAGCAAGAAGAGAAACGAGAAAGCAAGUGGACUGUGUGCCGUUUUGUGCCAGGUCAGGAAGUCAAACUUGAAUUCAGAUUGGAAUAUUAAGUUAACACUAUGGCCAAUGAGCGUCCAUGUUUGGUCGCCAGUGAUGAAGAGGAUGAGGACGGAAAUUUAUCUAAGACUGUAGCAAAUGAGUCUGACGCAGAAUCAGUAAAUGGCGACAAUCAUUCUUCAAGUACCAAAGCCGUGUCUGAAAAUGGUAUUAAUGAUGAAAGUAAUGAUGAAAAUGAUGAAGGAAAUGAUGAUGAAAAUGAAGAAGAAAAUGAUGGUGAAAAUGAUGAUGAAAAUGAAGAUGAAGAUGAAGAUGAAAAUGAAGAUGAAAAUGAUGAUGAAGAUGACGAUGAAAAUUAUGAUGAAAAUGAUGAAAGUAAUGAUGUAAAUGAUGAUGAAAGUAAUGAUAAAAAUGAAAGUAAUGAUGCCUCAAAGAAAAACCCCGGAUUUGCAAGAAUGCCUACUCCAAUAGCUGAUGCAAUAAUGAAAGCAUAUACACAAAAGCAAAGAACUAUGAGGAAAGAAGGCAAAGCUGUAUCACUCGAACUAAAAGAUUUGCCCAUACAAGAUCUUCUAAGAGAUGCAAACGAGAAAGGACUAUUAAAAAAUACCGACUUAGAGAAAUACAUUAUAAAUCAAGACAAAACUGUGGGAUCGAAUCCACCUGAUGUGAAAUCAGAACAAAAUAGUGACGAAGAUAAUUCAGCUGGAUUGGAUAAUGAUAUGGAUUUGUCAGAUCAGUCGGAUGAACUUUCAAACCAGAGUCAAAAUACAGGUAGAGGUAGAGGCAGAGGUAGAGGUAGAGGUAGAGGCAGAGGUCGAGGGAGGGCGUCAUCGAAUGGAAAAAGAAGAUUGGAGAUUAAUGAAGAUGACACUGAUGAGGAUCCUGAUUUCGCCCCAUCAAGUAAUGCAAAAAAACCAAAGCGUAUGACCCGAUCAAGAAGAACAUCUGAUACUGGGAAAACAGUAUCUCAGUCCCAAAAUGAAAAUAAACAAGAGGAAGCCACUGAUGUAGCUGCAAGAUUAAAAUCUCUUGCUGAAAAAAUUGCUGAUGUUCUAUCAAAAGGACCUUCUCCAAAUAGUAACAGCGAAGCAGAGAAACUAUUACAGACUUCUCAAGAACUCAUGGAGAUUCAGAAGCAAACCCUACAACAUGCAGGAAAAGACCCCAAUUUAUUCUCAGACACAGUAGAAAUUAAACAAGAAAUUAUUGAAAUAGACGAAAGUAAAGUAUUCUCCAAGAGCUUGACUGAAAAUCAAAAUUUACCUGAGAGUCAACUAAAAAUCUAUAACCAGUUGCAGAGACGUUUAGAAGCAUUGCAAAAGAAUCUCUCUGAAUCUGCAAUGUUUAAUACCAAGUCUUUACCUGGGAAUACAAUUUCAUCUAAUACUGAAAAAUCAGACGCUAUAACUGUCCAGGAAAAAUGUGCUUUCAUCCAGGACUUUUUCACAUCGUAUCAAGAAGUGUUUGAUCAAACCACUGGAACUUAUGCGUUAUUUUCUCUAUCCGAUAGCAUCUCUCUUUGUGUUGAUGAGCUUUUUGAAUGUGUUCAGAGAAUGAAAAGAGCAGAAUCCUUAACAUCUACAGAACUCAAACAGGCCGAGGUUCACCAAGCCAAACAAGCUUACUUGAAAACCGUUAUGGAUGCAGGUGCGAAAUUUUCUCCAAACUUUAAUUUGCUUGUGACAAAAAUUAUGGCAACAAAAACAAGUAAUGCUCUUAUAAUCACUCUAAUCCUGUAUAUUGCUGGUUCUCUAUACAUGAAAAGGCCAAACUUAGGAAAUCUUGUUCACAAGGUGAGGAGAGUUUUACUAUUUAUGACGAAGGCCCUUCGACAGCAUUUUCCACCAGUUGACCAAGUGCUACAGACUUCCAAUGAAAUAUUCAGUUGUGAAACCAAACUUAUUAAACAAACGUUGAAGUACCUUCAUGUUUGCAACUUUUUAAACAUUCCUGCUGAGUUGCUAUGCACAUAUCAUGAUGCUAGUGCUGAUGAAGAUAAUAAAUUCCAGACAGAACAAUCUAUAAUAGGUUCUGAUAUUUUGAUGCAAAUGAAUCCCAUCAGAAAUGGGACUGAUGGUCAGGGUAAAAUUAAUAACAGUAAGAAUUGUCCCGAUCAGUUAAGAACCCAAUUCUCCAGAAUGAAUCAUUCAGAAAUUUCCACAAUGACAGCAGAGUUGGAAGCUGCAUUGCAAAGAAUAAAACAAGAAAUCACAGAAAACACCGAUCAGAAAUGGAAUAGUACUUGUAUGGGGGAUAAUAUUGUACCUCAAAACCAUAACGGACAGCCUAGAAUGCAGGGUGGGAAAGAAAAACACGAUUUAAACAAAUUUCAAGUCAAAGUAAACUUGGGAAAAAGAGUCCCGAAUAUUCCGACUAUCGAUUUAAGUACAACGCCUGAAUUGUUGAUUCACUCAGGCUCUUCAACAAAUAAUCAGUCUGUCGACAGGGGAAAUGUUUUAGCCCAGGUACUUGGGAGUGAUAAUGAAGGGUUGGAUCAUUUGUUUUCUUCUUAUUUGAAAUCAAGACCAGAUAAAUUAACAUCUACAGUAAAGUCUGAGCCACUUGAUGUCCCUGAGGGUGAUGAUGAAAGUUCACCACUGCUAACACUUGUCCCAGUAAAAGAAGAACCAACUGAACAGCUAUUUCAGGAAGAUGCAGCUUUUGAUGAUUGCUUCACAGAAGAGUUUUUUCCUAAGACAGAACAAGAUUUUAAGAACGCUGAUUUCUUAGAAGGAAAUGAAUACUAAAAUCUGAGGAGUCACAACAAGGACUUUUUGGCCUCAGAAGAACUUUUGGCCAUGUAAACGUAAUCUGCCACAUUCUACUUCGUCCCAGUGAUUAAUGGUUCUAAGAGUGAUAUGAACAUGGUUUGUAAUUGUAUGUAUAACACCUGUGUCAAGUGAGUGUUGCAAUUGUUUUGCUUUUAUAUUUUAAUAGCGGCAUUUAUAUAACAGUGUUAGCAAAACGGGAGUGUGUGUGUGAAGGGACUUGGCCUGGUCUCCAUCGGCACUCCCGUUUUGCUAACACUGUAAAUUGGAAUCGAUCAUAAGAUUUUUUGUACAUAGGCUUUUAUAAAUUGGAAGGGCAUUGAGAUUAUCUUGCUGGAAAAGUUAUUAAUAACUGCAUACUUGUCUGGUUUUUUUAUAAAUUAAGGGAGAAGAAUUGGCUCUAAGAAAAGAUAUAUUCCCUACGGUUGCAAGCGCACAUUAAGUUAACGACACAAUUAUGUUGUAUUUCAUCUCCCCUUAGUAGAUUCUUUCAAAGUACAGUACAACCUCAUUAAGUCCGACCAGUAUGGGGCUGAGGCCCAUCCGACAUAAGGGAAAUGGUUUUUGGUCAGAGGAAGACUAUAGAAUCAUUGGCGGAUCCAGAGGGGUGGCUAAGGGGCCCCCCCCUCGAGGAAUACAUAUAUAUUUUUGUACAGCAUGUAAUACAGUAGUGCACACAUUGUGUAAAAUAAUUUGUCACACUUUGGACAAAGAAAUGGUAUUAAACUGCCACUUUGGAGACAUAGUUAACACAAAUAUUUCAUGGGGGGUACCCCCCCCAGACCCCCCGGUAGGUCACCUUGUGACUGUUCUAGAUCUGCCGCUGUAUAGAAUACAACAAAAAAUGGAAAUAUACUAACAAUAAUAUCCUUUAUUACAAAGAAAAAUAUUUUUGACAUUUCUUCACAUCAAAAUUAAAAUGACUCGCCACACAGGCAUGCAUCUCUUCAGUCACCAGAAAACAAACUCAGUUGCGACCGCUCCUUAUAAAGAUUAUGUAUAAAGCAUUAUCAGAAUGACAAUUUUAUAUCAAUUUCUGUUUAUAGUUGAACACAUUAUUUAACACUUUGAUGUUUGAUUAUUACAAACAGGUCCAUGUUGUUAUCAGGAGAUCCUACUUAAGGAGGUUGUACUGUGUAGAAUGAUAAUAAUCUGAUUUUCUGAAACAAACUCUUUUCUUAGGUAAGUUGUUAUUUGUGUAUCCAUUACAUUUGAUUUAUUUUAUAUAGGUUAUUAUUAUAUUAUGAUGUUAUUAAGUAUUAUAGUGCACAUUUGUCAGUGGUAACUUAUUUGUUUGGUAAAUUAAAUAAUAAUAGUUUUUAUACCUUUCUGCAAACCUCAAUAUUUAUUUUUUUAAACUUCAUAUGUUCAGUUAAGGAGUGUGACACAUUCGGUAAAAUCAAAUGAGUUAGUGGACAAUGUAUGGAAUUUUAAAAUCUUUUUGUGACGGCUUUUUGUUUUACGUUUUUAUUUUUACAGUUGGUUAUUUCAAACCUUUCCUGAUCCUUACAGUGAUAUGUAGUUAGUGCAUUAACUUAUUGUGCUUGUUUUUGGCAGUUGAACUUAAGUUUGUUGGUAUUUUUAUUACUCAUUUUAGGUAGUACAGGUAGGCCUUAUUAAAUUCAGGAAUUAGGAUAUACUAAAAGUUAUAUAAGGAUAUGUUAUACAGCUGUCUGUACGUGAAGAUUAAUUGACUAAAUAAAAUGGUGUUCUGUAUUCAAUAAAAAUUGUUUCUUUUGUACAGGCUUCAAUUGCAUAGUACUGGUUGUGUAAGUGAAGGUUGCCUUUGGUCUGGUUGUCAUCGGUCACCAAAUACCAUUUCAGUGAUCAACAUGGUUUGGACCGGACAUAAACUAGUUUAUGCAAUGUGUGUGUAUUUCCAAAUACCCCUGCCACACAAUGCUGCAGACUAAGCAAAUUUUAAUUAGUCUGAUGUAGGUUUUUUAUGUAAUAUUUUAUAAUAAUUCAUCCAUAAACAAUGAAGUUAUCAGUUUACUUAUUUUUCAUAAGAAUAACAUGGCAAUUUUAAAUUUAAAGUUUAAAUGAAUUUUCUUCGUAACCGUUCCCAUACAACUUGCUUACUCUACUACUGUAGCCCUUGCCCAAAUUGAUUUUUGGACUUGCCAACAACUUGCCUCCAGGCUCCUCUGUCCUCCGCCAUGUCCACUCCUCCCCCAAUUCUUAUAUCUCCAGCCACUUGGUUGCUCCACCUUAAUAUUGGUCUUCCUAAUUAGUUGACACCUUUCUUCUAGACGACUUCUCCACACCCUACUUGUAGCUGCAUCCUCCUCUCUGCAUCUUACCUCCUACUUAUCGUCGCCAAUAUACAGGUCAUCUAUACAGGUUUCUGAGUUUUCGAUUUUUGGGUUUUCUCCAAAUACUGUCUUUGAAUAUUGGUGUAAUUCAAGGCCCCACUAGAAAAACAGGCCAUGCUGCAAGAUCCAUGACGUCACACUAGUGGAUGGAUUUCAUUGAUAAAUUCAUUGCCAUAGUCAUUCCCAUAUGUUUUAGGUAAAUAAACAAGCUGGCUGUUUGUAAAAUUUUAUUGGUAAGAGUUUAGUACAACUAUCCACCACUGUGACGUAGUGUUGCGCUGCCCUUGCUGCAGCAUGGCCUGUUUUUAUAGUCCUUGUGUAAAUAUAGGCUACUUCUCAAUAUUUUUUUUCAAUCCAUAUUAAUAAUUGUAGGUGUUACAAAGUUUCAUAAAAAUUUGAUAUUAUUUUACUUGAGUUAUUGUGCUAACGGAUGCAUAUAUGCUGUUUACUCACACACAUACAAAUUACUCUCAAGGCUUUCCACGACAAAAAUUACUUUGUUUUCACAAUAUUAUGAUUCAUUGUGAGGCCAUUAUAGUUAAGAAUGAUGAAAUGUAAUUAUAAUUUUAGAAUUCUUAAAGUACAAUCUGACAUUUCUGAUCGAAUAGCCUAUCUCCUAGUGGAAUGUCAACGCUCAAAUCUUGCGUCACAACCACUCACUUUUUUUAUAUGCACACGUUGCAUAACCUAUGAUUCCCAGUUCAAACCAUAAUGGCUAAUAAAAUGGUAUAUGACAGAUGACAACAAGAUCCACAGAGUCCACCUACCUAGCCGGAGUAGACUACAACUACAACGCGAUUGAUACUGCCUUAUCAGUUUUGUCUCAUCAUGUUUGUUAAUGCCUAAUUUGGUAAUUUGUUAAGAUUUAACUCAUUAUAGUGGAUGAGUACAUAAUAAGGCAUACAUUGACUUUUCUUAGCUUUUAUUUUAAAUUUCAGUGCUAUUUUCUGAUGAGUUUGAUAAUCCAACUCCCUCUUGAUCCUGCAAGUUUUAUAUUAUGGGUUAAUUGUGCUUAUUGAAACAGUUUUCAAACUUGUAUCACACAAAGCUUAGUGAGAGAAUCGAUUUGUACAUUUAACUAUUGUAACUCUAUCCGUUUGAAAUAUUUCUUAGAAAUGGUAUUAAUUUUCUAAAUACCUUGUUAUGUAUUAUUAAGAUAUUACAGCAGAGCAACUUUGAAUUGCUUGGUUUGAUUUGGUUUAGAGAACAUCAAUAAUUCAAUAUUGUUGAUUAAUGGUUUUUUUCAUAAUUCACUGAAACCUCUUUCAAAAGAAUGUUUUGUAGUAGUUAGAACAAAUUUUAUAAUUUCCAAUAUAUUAUUUUAG